This is a messenger RNA of Nerophis ophidion (straightnose pipefish), 2838 nucleotides long. RefSeq names its product nuclear receptor subfamily 2, group F, member 1a (gene nr2f1a). NCBI's taxonomy places the organism in Eukaryota, Metazoa, Chordata, Actinopteri, Syngnathiformes, Syngnathidae. Gene Ontology annotation, biological process: anatomical structure development; positive regulation of transcription by RNA polymerase II; negative regulation of transcription by RNA polymerase II. The coding region runs from base 964 to 2205 and encodes 413 amino acids. The record is from RefSeq and is a predicted model, not a curated record. The transcript has 3 exons. Gene Ontology annotation, molecular function: zinc ion binding; nuclear receptor activity; RNA polymerase II cis-regulatory region sequence-specific DNA binding.
CUCCAGCAGCCCCUCUCUUGGCUCCUUGACAUGAGCACCAUAUAAGGCGCAGCGAUCUCCAUAGAAACGUGUCAGUUUCAAUAGUAGUGUCAAAGUUCACUAUAUACAGACAUUCGCGCAGAUCCCCCCGUUUCGGAAACAUUGCUCUGCAAGCUCUUCUUCCUUUCAAGCAUUUUUUGGGAGCCUCUCUCUUCUUUUUCUUCGAGCAUAUUUGUUUUUUUCCCCUCUCUUCUCUUUUCUGCUGCUGCUGCCGCUGCUGUGAUAUCUUUUUUUUUCCCCCUCCGCGUUGCUCCAGCUGGAGGAGGUGAAAGUCUCACACGGCGUGGACUCUAUCGCUGCAAGAUGACGGUGAAGACGGCGAUGAGCUUUAUUUAAGAAUACAGACGCGCCAAAUCUGCAGUUUUGGUUUUUUUUUUUGUGUUUUUUUUUUUAUAUCCCCCUGCGUAUGCGCACGGCUUGGAAAAAAGGAGAAAGGAAUUUAUCCCACCGCAGCACUUUGGAUCGAGCAAGGUUUUUUUUAUUUUUUUUAUUUUUUUUAUUAUUUAUUUAAAUCCUCGCUCAUGUGAAUCGUUCUCCCUUUGUGGCUGUUUUCUAUCAAAGUGCAGCUUUUUCUCCCCCCCCCCCCCCCCCCUCCCUCCUCCCGUCCCCCACCCACCCAAACCGGACUCGUCUUUUUUCUCCUACAAGAUCGGGGAUUCCUGAAUGGCUCAGUGCGAUUUACCUUCAUGGAACUGGCCUCCCGAUACUUGCAUAUCGUGAUCAGCCGUCCGCCUCUAUUUCGAAUGUAUCAACCCCCCUCCUCCUCUAUGAGAUUCCGCGCACUGAUUUGACUUUGCACUCAUAGUGCAAAAAAAAAAGAGAAAAGAGAGCGAAAAAAAAACAAGACAAACCAUUUUUCUUCCCAUCCACGCUCCAGACCCAGCAGCGAACAUUUCGCUCUACAGCACUUUCCGUGGCCGAGAUAUGGCAAUGGUAGUCAGCGUCUGGCGAGAUCCGCAGGAAGACGUGGCUGGAGGACCUCCGAGCGGCCCCAACCCAGCCGCGCAGCCGGCGAGGGAGCAGCAGCAGGCGGCGUCGGCGGCGCCGCACACCCCACAGACCCCCAGCCAGCCGGGACCUCCGUCCACGCCGGGUACGGCCGGCGGGGACAAGGGCAGCCAGAACUCGGGGCAGAGCCAGCAGCAGCACAUCGAGUGCGUGGUGUGCGGGGACAAGUCGAGCGGCAAACAUUACGGCCAGUUCACCUGCGAGGGCUGCAAAAGUUUCUUCAAGCGGAGCGUGCGCAGGAACUUAACCUACUCAUGUCGCGCCAACCGGAACUGUCCCAUCGACCAGCACCACCGGAACCAGUGCCAGUACUGCCGCCUCAAGAAGUGCUUAAAAGUGGGCAUGCGGCGCGAAGCGGUUCAGCGAGGACGAAUGCCUCCAACCCAGCCCAACCCAGGCCAGUACGCGCUGACCAACGGGGACCCCCUCAACGGCCAUUGCUAUCUGUCCGGAUACAUCUCGUUGCUGCUGCGGGCCGAGCCCUACCCCACGUCCCGGUACGGGAGCCAGUGCAUGCAGCCCAACAAUAUCAUGGGCAUCGAGAACAUCUGCGAGCUGGCGGCUCGCUUGCUCUUCAGCGCCGUGGAGUGGGCCAGAAACAUCCCUUUCUUUCCCGACCUGCAGAUCACCGACCAGGUGUCCCUUCUCAGGCUGACGUGGAGCGAGUUGUUUGUGCUUAACGCCGCGCAGUGCUCCAUGCCCCUGCAUGUGGCCCCUCUGCUGGCCGCGGCGGGCCUGCACGCCUCGCCCAUGUCCGCGGACCGCGUCGUGGCUUUCAUGGACCACAUCCGGAUCUUCCAGGAGCAAGUGGAGAAGCUCAAGACCCUGCACGUAGACUCUGCAGAGUACAGCUGCCUCAAGGCCAUCGUGCUUUUCACGUCAGACGCCUGCGGCCUCUCGGACGCUGCCCACAUCGAGAGCCUGCAGGAGAAGUCCCAGUGCGCCCUGGAGGAGUACGUGAGGAGCCAGUACCCCAACCAGCCCAGCCGCUUUGGCAAACUCCUCCUGCGGCUGCCCUCCCUGCGCACCGUGUCCUCGUCGGUAAUCGAGCAGCUCUUCUUCGUCCGCUUGGUAGGUAAAACUCCUAUUGAAACCCUCAUCAGGGACAUGCUAUUAUCCGGGAGCAGCUUCAACUGGCCUUACAUGUCCAUCCAAUGAUCCUUAAAUGACACACAAAUGAAAGAGAGGGGUGGGUGGGGGGGGGAGGACCAAAAUUCAGCACCCAUCCUCCUCUAUGAAGACUAUAUUAAGACUUUUUCUCACAAGUUUGGAAGACUUUUACCCCCACCCCACUCCCGCCCCCCACGUGGAGAUGGAAUAUGUACAGAAAAAUAUUGGAACUGGACUUGUGUAAAUCCGCACCCUCGUCUUCAAGAACAAUACUCGUCAUUUUUUGUAAAAUACUAGUCUUUAUUUUCUUCUUUUUUUUUUUUUUGUAUAAAAAAAAUUACAAAUAAAAUGAAAAACAUUGUAUUGCGCAGUAAGAAGAAGAAGAAGAAGAAGAAGAAGAAAAAAAGAAACAAGACUUAGCGGGGGAAAAAAUAAUGUUUCCAAGCAAUUAUAAGAAUCUGUCCUGUGUCUAUAUGUACCUCUCUCUGUUUUGUAUUUUUUCUGGUUCCAAACCAGGCUUUCUGUGAUUCUAUACUAAUAAUUUUUUGAUAUAACCUUUUUGCUUCUUAUAACGAGUGCGGUAUAUGUUGUCGAAGUUCUCCAAGAAUUAAAAUUGAAGUGAGAAUUAAAAAAAUAACAAUAAAAAAGGAAAAAAAAAAGGACAAAAAAAAAAGAAAGAAA